CGUUCCCACAGCAGCAUGGCACACUUCCUCAAGCCGACGACGCUCGUGACGGCCGCUGGCGCCGCCAAGGAGCCCGUCGCCAAGACCCUCGCGCUCUACUUCGCCGCCGACUGGUGCCCGGACUGCCGCGACUUCCAGCCGACGCUCAACGAAUUCUACCGCCAGGUGAACGCGACGUCGCAUGAGCUCGACAUUGUGUUUGUCGGUUCGGACGCGACGGAGGCCGACCAGCUGGCGCACUUUCGCGAAAAGCAUGGCCCGUGGCUCAUGAUCCCGUUCGCCGACCCGCUGCGCGACGAGCUCAAGCGCAAGUAUGGCGUGUGCGCUGGCAAGGAAAAGGAGGCCGUUGGCGUUACCGAUCGCGUCGGCGGCAUCCCGAGUCUUGUGGUCGUGUCGCCCAACGGCGACGUUAUCGACCUCCAUGGCGCCGACAAGGUCUCCGCUGACGGCGCUGCAGCCCUCCAAGCGUGGCUCUAAGACGAUGUUUUAUCGUAACGCAAUCCAGCCAUUUUGUCAUCGCA
Messenger RNA from Saprolegnia parasitica CBS 223.65, 521 nucleotides. RefSeq lists its product as hypothetical. The transcript has 3 exons. NCBI's taxonomy places the organism in Eukaryota, Oomycota, Saprolegniomycetes, Saprolegniales, Saprolegniaceae. Gene Ontology annotation, biological process: sensory perception; photoreceptor cell maintenance. The coding region runs from base 16 to 477 and encodes 153 amino acids. The record is from RefSeq and is a predicted model, not a curated record.